Molecule: messenger RNA, 2505 nt
Organism: Megalobrama amblycephala (Wuchang bream)
Lineage: Eukaryota; Metazoa; Chordata; Actinopteri; Cypriniformes; Xenocyprididae
Gene: adra2da
Product: adrenergic, alpha-2D-, receptor a
Exons: 1
Coding region: 286-1512 (408 amino acids)
Biological process (GO): platelet activation; regulation of smooth muscle contraction; adenylate cyclase-activating adrenergic receptor signaling pathway
Cellular component (GO): membrane
Molecular function (GO): alpha2-adrenergic receptor activity
Source: RefSeq, a predicted model, not a curated record
UGUGGAGCGCGUGAGUGGAGAGCUGCGUGCGCCUCUCUGGAGCGCGUCUGACAGAGCGCGCGCAACUACUCUGGAAUUCUAUUUCGCGCGUGAGUUUGUUCGCAACGAAACCGUUCGGAAAAGUCUUUGCGCGCACGAUGAACAGCUUUUACCUUGCAAGCAUGAGACGAUCGCGUCAGCGGAGCGCACUGACAGCUCAAGUUUUUCUUGUGUCACUGUAUCAGUGCAUCGGUGACACCACCUAACUGGAAACACUAACCUGACUGUCAGAAAGAUGGACUCAGCAUGGAUGUAACUCAGUCCAAUGCAACGGAGGAGGAUGCCAGCGUCAACAUCACCUCAAGCCCCUGGCCUUACACGGAGACGGCCGCCGCGUUAAUCAUCCUCGUGGUCUCCAUCAUUAUCCUGGUCACCAUUGUUGGGAACGUUCUGGUCAUCGUGGCGGUUUUGACCAGCCGCGCGCUCCGCGCGCCACAGAACCUCUUCCUCGUGUCGCUCGCGUGCGCGGACAUCCUCGUGGCCACGCUAGUGAUCCCGUUUUCACUCGCCAAUGAGAUCAUGGGAUACUGGUUCUUCGGCAGCACCUGGUGCGCGUUUUACCUGGCUCUGGACGUUCUGUUCUGCACGUCGUCCAUCGUGCACCUGUGCGCCAUCAGCUUGGAUAGGUACUGGUCCGUCACCAAGGCGGUGAGCUACAACUUGAAGAGAACGCCGAAGCGCAUCAAGUCCAUGAUCGCGGUGGUGUGGGUCAUUUCUGCCGUCAUCUCAUUCCCACCCCUCAUCAUGACCAAACACAACGAGAAUGUGUGUUUAAUAAACGACGAGACCUGGUACAUCCUCUCCUCGUGCGUGGUGUCGUUUUUCGCGCCGGGGUUCAUCAUGAUCACGGUCUACUGUAAAAUCUACCGCGUCGCCAAACAGCGCUCGUCCACCGUAUUCGUGGCUAAGAACGGACUGGAGAGGCAGCCUUCCCAGUCCGAGACGUGUUUUGUGAGGAAAACUAAGUUUGAGAAGGAGUCUCCGAGCAGCAACAGCUCAGAGAGCAACCAGGGACAGGAGGAGCUGGAUGACAUCGACCUGGAGGAGAGCGCGACGUCGGACAGCAAACCCAAGAGCUCGCGCUUCUCCAAGCGCAGGCGGGUGGACGGUGCGCGCUGCUGCCCGCAGCAGAGGACCUGCCGGAUCUCCUGGGUUUCCAAUCAGGAGCAGAGCAGCAAGCAGCUCGCGGUCGUGUCCAAAACCAAAGUGGCUCAGAUGCGAGAGAAACGCUUCACCUUCGUGCUGGCGGUGGUCAUGGGGGUGUUUGUCCUCUGCUGGUUCCCUUUUUUCUUCACUUACAGUCUCCAGGCCAUCUGCAGGGAGAGCUGCAUGCCGCCCGAGGCACUUUUCAAGCUCUUCUUCUGGAUUGGAUACUGCAACAGCUCAGUGAAUCCCAUCAUUUACACGAUUUUCAACAGGGACUUCAGAAAGUCUUUUAAGAAAAUCGUUUGCUCGACGACGCGGCGCGCCUGAGAGACUCGCAGUUGGACACUUAAGGCAAGAUUUAAAUGUAUGAAUGACAAAAAAAAAAAAAAAAAAAAAAAAAACAAGUGGAAUCUGCAAACUUAUCAUGGCCUUUUGAUUUAUUUGCAAUCAAGUGUUUCUUCAACCAUGGGCACUCACUCACAUUCCAACAGUCUGGAAACCUUUCAUCAUUUAUUUUCACUACUGCCUUUUAAUGCAUGCAAAAUACAAUAUUACAUAACAUUUAAUCAAAUAUUGCAUUCUUAAAACUAUGAUGAGCUAACAAAUAGAGAAAUAUUUAUUAUUUGAAAUAUGAUUAGUCCAUAUCAGUUUUCACACACUAAAUGGUUGGCCAAUUUAUUCCCAAAACAUUUAAAAGUCCCCCUGUAGUCAAUCAUUUUAUCCUUUAAAAGUUUUUACAUAUUUAAAGUUUUUUUCCUGUGAAAUGUUUUCUUCAUUCCUUAAAAUAGCUUGAAUGUUACUCUACACUCUUGCAUCAUUUAGUAUACAUAUGCUAAUUACAAUAUGCUAAUUAGCCCCGCCUCCACUCAAUCGCACAGCUCAGAGAUCCACUCGGUCAACUUACUGAGGUAAACGCUGCACAAUGGUAUCGCUUUUUACAACGUCAGACACAUAACGGUAAUUAAUAUGAUUCUCAUAUCUGUUAAUAAUGUGUUGCUAAUGUUACACAAACCAUGUUCCCGUAUCAACACUUUGAACAACUCUGAACGUCAGUGAAGAAAGGCAUAAAGUUCAUCAUAGCAUCGUAAUAUUCAUCAUAAACCCGCUAUAUUGAUAAAUCUACCCGAUUUUUCAUAUUAAAAUAAAAAUAUACCAGGAUAACCUUCUCUUGAGACUCUCCUCUCUUCAGAGCGCUCAUAGUUAAUGAUAUGCUAAAGCCCGCCCACACGUUGACGUGAUUGGUCACAAGGUAGUUUGUGAUGUCACAAACACCAGCGAUUUCAAACUGCAUUUCUGUCUUUAGAUCACUGCAGUUUUAAG